UAUUAAUGUGUGCGUUAUUACUGAAAGAACAUUUUAUCGACACCAACAACAGUAUUUACAGCCAGCCACAAUGCAGGUGUGGAAAAGGAAAAGGCAAAACAUAAUGGACGAAAUAAGAACACUUGGGGCUCCAGUUGUUCUAGGUGGUGAUGCAAGAGCUGAUAGCGUAGGCCAUUGUGCAAAAUAUGGGUCAUACACUCUCAUGGAUCUCAACAGAAACAAAGUGAUUGACAUACAACUUGUACAGAAAAAUGUGGUAGGUGGCAGCUAUCAUAUGGAACUAGAAGGACUUAAGUUGGGAGUGGCUGCAAUUGGAAUGGAGCAACUAAAAAUCCAAGCUCUUGUGACUGACAGGCAUGCACAGGUUGCCAAAUGGAUCAGAGAGAACCUAAAAGACAUUCAACAUUAUUAUGAUGUGUGGCAUGUUGCUAAAAGCCUUGGAAAAAGAGUAAGAGCCAUCGGGAAAGAAAAGGAUUGUGAAGUGGUGCAGGAGUGGGCAAGAAGUAUUAACAACCAUGUUUAUUGGGUAGCUUCGUCCACACCUAGUGGAGAUAGAUGUGUAUAA
Molecule: messenger RNA, 565 nt
Organism: Anneissia japonica
Lineage: Eukaryota; Metazoa; Echinodermata; Crinoidea; Comatulida; Comatulidae
Exons: 3
Coding region: 71-565 (164 amino acids)
Source: RefSeq, a predicted model, not a curated record